Colletotrichum acutatum is the source of this 923-nucleotide messenger RNA. RefSeq lists its product as uncharacterized. The coding region runs from base 253 to 834 and encodes 193 amino acids. The record is from RefSeq and is a predicted model, not a curated record. The transcript has a single exon. Lineage: Eukaryota; Fungi; Ascomycota; Sordariomycetes; Glomerellales; Glomerellaceae.
GUUGGAUCUCUUCAUGAUCCCGAGGUUUGACUUCCUGGUGGUGGCGAGGCUUGACGUCAAUGGGACUGGCGAUGCCAAGGGCAGCCAGUGUCAGAGUGACAACAGAGAGAGAGAACAUUUUGGUGGUCGGGCUGUUGAUGUUGCCGAGUGGCGUACGUCUGAGUGGAAGAAGUGAGUUGAAAGGAAUGCUGACAGAAAGUGUGUUGGUCCAAAAAAGUAGAGGGAUGAUGUGGUGUCGUUGGUAGAUGAAGGAUGAAGAAGAAAUGGAGGAGAGGAUGGACGUCGGGCUGGAGAGGUUUAUAUGGGAGAAGACAAACACUCUGGCCCUUGGGCUGCUCACAACGUGGAGCUUCUGGGAAGGAAGGAAGUUGCCUUCUUCGACGGGAAGCUCGCCGACAGCAAUUGCCGUAUCUGCCCCGGAAGAGGAUGCAGUCUCUGAUCUCUCCUUUCCACCAUCACUGCCGAGAUCAUCUGCGGAAGCUGCAUCGUGUUCCUAGACCUCCAUAUCCCUGUCCUUGGAACCUUCCCAAUCUAGGUGGAAGUCGUCCAUCACGUCACACAUACCCAACCAAGUCAGGCAACCGUUUGCUCUCCACAACAUUAGCGGCAAGAGCAUCCUUUCCAAAAGCAGGAGCAUGGCUAGAACGGCUUACGCUUUUGAGCAGCGACGUUUUUGAUGUUGAUGUACGGCACAGGGCCUCAGGUAGGAAGCACCUUUCACGAUGUACAAGCGGCAGGUACACGAGGUUUCGGUUUCCUCUCGCCGGACCGAUUAUGCGUCGUCGAGAGGUUACAUCGAUCUAUUCCUUAUUCUAUGAUUGUACCACCCGUUGAGAAGGUCGAGUCUUUGCUGCUCCUUCCUGCGCAAGAGGAAGGGGGACGGCCACGCGAUCAUGAACACCCAAAGGUGACCAAUAUGUCGU